UCAGUGUAUGAAAGACUCGCUAGUUGCUCCCACGUUUUUCCUCCUUCCCUUCGAGUCACAGGUCCCCUUUCUCCUUCACGUUGCCGCCAUUUCAUCAUUUCUUCCUGGGUCUCUCUCUCUCUCUCCUGCCUCUGUCAAUGGAGAACUUGUUGGGUCUGCUCAGAAUUCACGUUCAGAGAGGCGUGAAUCUCGCUGUCAGAGAUGUUGUAAGCAGCGAUCCUUACGUUGUCAUCAAAAUGGGCAAGCAGAAAUUGAAGACUCGAGUGAUAAAUAAGAAUGUCAACCCUGAGUGGAAUGAUGAUUUGACCUUGUCUAUUUCAGAUCCUCGUCUUCCAGUCCAUCUGUAUGUGUAUGACAAAGACAAAUUCAGUUUUGAUGACAAAAUGGGGGAGGCUGAGUUUGACAUUAAUCCCUUUCUUGAAGCUGUGAGGAUGCGGCUGAAAGACCUCCCUGAUGGAACUAUCGUCACAAGAAUUUGUCCGAACCGACAAAACUGUCUUGCUGAAGAGAGCCAAAUUGUGUGGAAAGAUGGCAAAGUUGUUCAAAACAUGGUUCUUAGACUGAAAAAUGUAGAGUCUGGGGAAGUGGAGCUCCAAUUGCAAUGGAUUGACAUUCCUGGUUCCAGGGGUCUGUAGCUUUGUGCUCCACAUGAUCAGAUGCUCUCUCUGCUUCGCACAUUGUAAAUACUGAGAGAUUCAGUGUAGUCUCAUAAGCCUCCACCUUGCUCUUUUAUUUCUUCAGUACUUUUAUUCUCUUUUCCCCUUUUCACAUCCUAGUGAGAACCCGCUAUGUGUUCAUGUGUUUUUUUAAUAUGUAGUGAUUUGUCAUUAAAAAAAAAAAAUUAUGGAUGUAAGUAGGGCGGACAUUGGUGAGACUAGCUAUCUGCUGUAUUGCUGUUUGUAUUGAUCCUAUGCACUGGAAUAGCUAUAAAUUAAUCGGUUAAGUUUUAUAGUAUUGAGUCA
Messenger RNA from Neltuma alba, 962 nucleotides. RefSeq names its product protein C2-DOMAIN ABA-RELATED 4-like. The transcript is spliced from 3 exons. The record is from RefSeq and is a predicted model, not a curated record. The coding region runs from base 138 to 635 and encodes 165 amino acids. Lineage: Eukaryota; Viridiplantae; Streptophyta; Magnoliopsida; Fabales; Fabaceae.